Messenger RNA from Lampris incognitus (smalleye Pacific opah), 894 nucleotides. RefSeq lists its product as uncharacterized. The record is from RefSeq and is a predicted model, not a curated record. The transcript has 9 exons. NCBI's taxonomy places the organism in Eukaryota, Metazoa, Chordata, Actinopteri, Lampriformes, Lampridae. The coding region runs from base 66 to 743 and encodes 225 amino acids.
CAGGAACAACACCGGCUCAACACGUCUUCGCAGCAGCAGCCAGAGUCCUGUGAGGGGUUGUGGAGAUGAGAAAGCGAGAUUUUGUGUCCCUGGUUGCUCUCAUUGUUAUCGCCCUGUUAAUAUGGAGACUCUCCAUCGAUUCACCCAACAUGCGUGAAAAAGCCAAGCGUAUCCAAGAUAUAUUUGGAAUUCCAUCAAUGGAAAAGACCAAAACUGCUGCACAGAAACCGACAGCCCCGUGCAGCCUCUCCAGGAGCUGUCCCCUGGACCACUUUGCUUUCCACAUCACAAGCGGAGCAGCUGAUGUUGUGGGGCCAAAGAUCUGUGUUGAGGGUAAAGUCAUCAUGAGUAGCGUCCUGAAUAACGUGGGCCCGGGGCUAAACAUGGCGCUUGUGAACGGUCAAAAUGGGACGGUCGAAAAGGUCGACUGCUUGAAUUAUAAAAAGCUGGAGGACAUCUUGGCUUACCUGAAGGCGAUCAAGCCGGGAACGAUCGUUUUGGUGGCGUCUUUUGACGAUGUGACAAAAAAGAUGACGGAUGAAAUGAAAGAGAUAUUUGUUGGGCUGGGGAGUGCUUCCAUCAUGUCCCUGCAGUACAGGGACAGCUGGGUCUUCGCUGGAGCUUCUGGGAUAGGCCAGAAGAGUCCCUUCGAGAAGCGAGCUGCCAAUGAAGAGGAAACCAACGUCUAUCAAGGUUGGCCGGAGUCAGUGGACGUGGGUGGCUGUUUUCCCAGGAAGUUUUAGCAGAUGGACGGUAAAGACAUCCAUGCUGAUCAGUGAGACACAUUUGUUUUGCAAGGCCACUUUCAGGGUUAACACGAGCUCUCUCAAAACCUUUCCAGUUGUUUGGAUUUAACACAAUUUCUGUAAAUACAUGAUCAGAAUAAACAACCAA